AAUUUGUUGAAAUUACAUAUCAUACAUACUUAGCUGUCAAUUAAAGGCCAAUUAUCCUUUAAUUAAUCCGAACUAAUAUGUCCGAUAUCAGCAUCAUUUAAAAUGGAUUUUUUUAUUAAAUAAAUACAUUUUAUUUUGGAGAAGUGUCAGUAUUAAUCAUCGAUCAAGACAAAGUUCAGAAUAGCAAUACCAUGAAGGUUGUCACGGCUGUACUUGUGAUCCUCUUGCUGCUAAUUAUUCAGGUAGCAGGGUAUGAGCAAACUUGCAAAUGUAGCAGAAAGAACUGUUGUCGUGAACAAAAGGAGAAGAUGAUGAAAAUGAAGUUCAGAGCUACUGGUUUGCUGGAAUACAACUUGGAUGAGUUUUACAACCGCACCGACACUCUCCAGGGAAUGCCGGAUUUCAUUAAAUGUCUUUCACAGCAAACAGAUACGGAGAAAUGCCUGGAUCUAACGUCGCGUGCUCGGUUCCGGCGGCAAGACCAAUCGGCAUGCAAAACGCAGAACAAGAUCGUUGUCAUAACAGAGGUCACGUGCAUUUCUAACUGUAAUGGCGUCACUCGAGUUCCAGUUCUGAAGGAUGACUUUGGGCAGUACCCAUAUUUCUUCACGCCCGUGUGUCAAAGUGUGAACAGCUCAUGCGGGUGUGGUAUCUCGGCCUCCAAAUGCAGGAAUAAGAUGGAGUCACAUGGAGUGAUGGCGCGAGUACCAAUGAGCACGGGGGUCACCCUGAACGUUUUUAUUGACGUCGAACUUGCAGUCAUGUGUCAGUGCACUUGAACAAUCAUUUAACCAACUCGAAACUUACGUUUCCUUUCAUUCAUUUCUGUUAACAUGCAUAUUAUACUUCUUAAUUGUUCAUUGCAUUAAGAUAUUUUAAAAUAAACUUAUUUUCUAAAGACAGAUAUACAUUUUAAACGAAAAUAAUAAUUUAAAAGACGAAA
Dreissena polymorpha is the source of this 943-nucleotide messenger RNA. RefSeq lists its product as uncharacterized. The record is from RefSeq and is a predicted model, not a curated record. NCBI's taxonomy places the organism in Eukaryota, Metazoa, Mollusca, Bivalvia, Myida, Dreissenidae. The transcript has 4 exons. The coding region runs from base 192 to 779 and encodes 195 amino acids.